UAGUUUUAUAUUGAUAUACAAGCUGUGAAGAUGGGAAGGCUUACAAAUGAACAAAAACAGUUUUAUGAGGACAAUGGGUAUAUAGUGUUGAAGAAGCUGAUUAAAGGAAAGGAAUUGGAGCGGUUAUCAGAGGAAUACGAUAAAUUGUUUAAGAGGAAAAAUGAUGGAAAAUUGGAAAGUUCCUGGGUUGGAAGUGAGGAGAACCACAGAGCCAGUGACAGCCCAUACACGGUAAAAGGUAUCCACAAUCUGCAAAUGCACCACGCUGUGUUCGGCAAGUAUCUAUACAACGACGAUCUGCUUGAUGCUAUAGAGGACAUAAUCGGGACCGAGAACAUCGCCCUGCACCACACCAAGGCGCACUAUAAGCCGCCGGAAAAGGGAGCCGCGUAUCCAAUGCAUCAGGAUUAUCCUUACUUCCCAUAUGCGAAGGACUCCAUGACAGCAGCUCUGUUAUUCCUUGAUGAUGCUGAUGUGGAAAACGGGACGCUCUUCGUGUAUCCUGGCUCUCACAAAUUGGGACCGCUAGAAGAUAUGGGGCCUAAGGAAGGCAGUAACUUUCAUUAUGUUGAUCAGAAAAAGUUCCCCAUCGAGAAGGCACUACCCGUGAUCGUAGAAGCAGGUGAUGUGGUCAUCUUCAGCUACCUGAUGGUCCACGGCAGCUCUCCCAACCUGUCUCGGCGUCCCCGCCGCAUGCUGCUCGCACAAGUGUACGAUGCCCACGACAAGCCGGUCGGGGGGGAACCGGGGCAGCCGGGCAAGGGCUGGUUACUCCGGGGGGUGAACCUGGAUAGAGAUGCCACUGUUACAAAUAGAGCGAAGGAUUGAUGUAUUAAAUAUAAGCUGUACAUAAUG
Messenger RNA from Colias croceus (clouded yellow), 855 nucleotides. Its product is annotated as phytanoyl-CoA dioxygenase, peroxisomal-like. The transcript has 4 exons. The record is from RefSeq and is a predicted model, not a curated record. Gene Ontology annotation, molecular function: phytanoyl-CoA dioxygenase activity. NCBI's taxonomy places the organism in Eukaryota, Metazoa, Arthropoda, Insecta, Lepidoptera, Pieridae. The coding region runs from base 31 to 828 and encodes 265 amino acids. Gene Ontology annotation, biological process: fatty acid alpha-oxidation.